UGUGUGUGAGAGAGAGAGAGAGAGAGAGAGCGAGAGAGAAAGAGCCACAUCUGGAAUAGUAGCUUCAGAGAAACAGUCGAGAGAGGCAGAAGCUGCUUGGUGAUAACUUUCCCCAAACUCCCCUUUUCACUCAGACGAACCUCCUGCUUUGCCUUUUCAUCUACUUGAAAAAUGCUGCUCAUCCUGCUCGGUGUGCUCGUCUUGCACUUAAUCAUUCUCAUUCUCCUCAUCGUGUCCACAGCAGCCAGUGCGUGGUCUGUAGGUGGGGAUAGGAGCACAGAUCUAUGGUACAAUUGCCUGAUAUCGUCCAAUGGAGGCUACCACUGCAAGCCGUCCACCAAUGAAGACUGGAUCCAGGCGGUGCAAGCCCUCAUGAUCCUGUCGGUUCUCUUCUGCUUCUUUUCCCUCAUCGCGUUCGUGUUCCAGCUCUUCAAACUUGUCAAGGGCGGACGCUUCUACUUCACCGCCAUCUUCCAGAUCUUUGCGAGUUUGUUCGUGAUGUGCGGUGCGAUCAUCUACACUGUGAUGUGUCCUGAUGACACCCCUCACACACAGUUCGGCUACGCCUAUGUGCUGGCCUGGGUAGCUUUCCCUCUCAGUCUCAUCAGUGGCCUCAUUUAUAUCGUCCUGAGGAAGAAAGAAUGAGAGGAGGAGAGGAGGAGACGAGAGGGAGGGGUCGUAAGGAGACCCCCUUACCACAACAUCGCACUGUGCCUACUGCCCACAGACCAGAGACUGACAUCCCAACAAUAUAACAAAAGUGCAUGUGUCACUAACAGUUGUAAAAACAGACAGGAGAUACUGUCUCGCAAUCGCUGCGAAUCGCUGUUACCGUUUUGCUGUAUUUUAGCAUCCAUUCAUCAUAUGCUGACAACCGCCGCACACGGUUUGCCGUGUGAAUUUCAACACCCUUGCACAACGUGAUUCCCGUGGCGACAGUGUUUCCUCGAAGUACGUUAAGCAAUAUGUUGGUGACGUAUUGACUUUAGUUGCAUGCUGACACCCAACACUUCCACGAAUCCCCCACGUGUGAUAACAACGACGAACAAUCCCGCCUUUCUUUAGUAGAAGGAUGUACAUAGUGUCUGUGGUUUUUAGACAUAUUUAUAACAUUUUUUUUACAUACAUUUUUGUACAUAUUGUUGUCAAAGUUAACAUUGUCAUCCUCGUUUUUGUGAUAGAAUCUGUGUCUCUCACAAGUCAUGCAGCUGUGCCAAAGAGAUACUGCUUCAACUGCCAGAGUACCUAGCUUUUCUCGUCUUUGUCGUCGCCCCCUUCUUUGUCUUUAAUUUGCUUUGAACGACGUGCCUUACUUAGAAUAUGUGUGUUCUUGAAGGAAAAUGAGUAAAUCCUCAGAAAUAAACAAAAAAGAAAGAAACAAGUUUUUUUAGUAAACUUAUGAACUUUUUGUCUGAAUUAUCAUUGUACUUGAUAUGUCAAAUAAUUUUGCAUUUUGUAAUCUAGUUUUAAAAAUGGUGCUUUUUUUUACCUACUAUUCUUGAAAUGUAUAGCCUACUUUAUGUUGCCUGUUGUGUUGUCGUACGAUUAAUUUGCUUUGUACAAACCUGUUUCCAUUUUAUUUGUCAGUAUUCUUCAAAAUAAACCUUUUGAAAUAAAUCCUUCUUACUGCAGAGCA
Solea solea (common sole) is the source of this 1636-nucleotide messenger RNA. Its product is annotated as peripheral myelin protein 22-like. The coding region runs from base 172 to 645 and encodes 157 amino acids. Gene Ontology annotation, cellular component: plasma membrane. The record is from RefSeq and is a predicted model, not a curated record. The transcript is spliced from 5 exons. Lineage: Eukaryota; Metazoa; Chordata; Actinopteri; Pleuronectiformes; Soleidae.